This is a messenger RNA of Emys orbicularis (European pond turtle), 498 nucleotides long. Its product is annotated as phospholipase A2 inhibitor and Ly6/PLAUR domain-containing protein-like. Bases 1 to 498 code for a protein of 165 amino acids. NCBI's taxonomy places the organism in Eukaryota, Metazoa, Chordata, Testudines, Emydidae. The record is from RefSeq and is a predicted model, not a curated record. The transcript has 4 exons.
AUGUGGGCGCCCCGGCCCCUCUGCCUGCUGGCCGCUCUCCUGGCCACCGGGGCAAACUCCUUCUCCUACACGGCUAAGUCAGGCCUGGAGCCCGAGAGCUGUGAGCCCGGCCCCUUCACGCUGACCUACGCCCGCAAUAGCACUGUGCAGGUGAACAUCGCCUGCGGUGACACCGACGGCUGCAACGCCGGGGCCAUCCCAGUGCCAACCGUGAGCCCCGUCCCCAACGGCCGGCAGUGCCCGUCGUGCUUCGCCGCGGGGGCAGAUCACUGCGAGGACGUGGUGCCCUUGGCCUGCACCGGCGCCGAGGACCAUUGUGUUGAGUUCACUGGGACAAUAACAGCGGGUGAGAUCACCCUGCCAAAGGCUGCGGCUGGAUGCGGCUCCCCUGGCGCCUGCGUCAAGAGAGUGGGGGUGAGGAAAUACACCCAGGGCAUGGUGGACGUGCUGAGCCGGGCCGAGUGCUUCCCAGCUCCCUGGGCCGGCGGGGAGCUGUGA